Messenger RNA from Capra hircus (goat), 1875 nucleotides. RefSeq names its product dihydrouridine synthase 4 like (gene DUS4L). The transcript is spliced from 7 exons. The coding region runs from base 166 to 1131 and encodes 321 amino acids. Lineage: Eukaryota; Metazoa; Chordata; Mammalia; Artiodactyla; Bovidae. The record is from RefSeq and is a predicted model, not a curated record. Gene Ontology annotation, biological process: tRNA processing. Gene Ontology annotation, molecular function: flavin adenine dinucleotide binding; tRNA dihydrouridine synthase activity.
ACCUGCGUGUGAGCGGCGUAGGGCCCGGAUCUGGUGGGCACUGAGAGCCCAGCGUGUUGAGGAAGCCGAGGUCGCGGGAUCGGCGCUUUCCUCGUGUCCCGCCGUACCCCUGGUGCUAGCAGCGUUCUCCGGGCGGAGGAGAAGAUUUGAAACAAAUCUGUUUUCAUGAAGAGUGACUGCAUACAAACUACAUCAUGUCAAGAAAGAAAAAAAGAUCCUAUAGAAAUGUUUCAUUCUGGGCAGCUGGUAAAAGUCUGUGCCCCAAUGGUGCGAUAUUCAAAGUUGUCUUUUAGAACACUAGUCAGAAAAUACAAUUGUGAUCUGUGCUAUACACCAAUGAUAGUUGCUGCUGAUUUUGUCAGAUCUGCAAAAGCCAGAGACAGUGAAUUUACCACAAAUCAAGGUGAUUGCCCAUUGAUUGUUCAGUUUGCUGCUAAUGAUGCAAGACUUUUAUCUGAUGCUGCUCGUAUAGUCUGUCCUUACGCGAAUGGAAUAGACAUUAACUGUGGUUGCCCUCAGAGGUGGGCAUUGGCAGAAGGUUAUGGAGCUUGCUUAAUAAACAAGCCAGAGCUUGUUCGAGACAUGGUGAAACAAGUAAGAAAUCAAGUGGAAAACCCCAGAUUUUCAGUAUCUAUUAAAAUAAGGAUCCAUGAUGACCUUACAAGAACUGUAGAUCUCUGUCGAAAGGCUGAAGCAACAGGAGUUUCCUGGAUUACAGUCCAUGGGAGAACUGUUGAGGAAAGACAUCAGCCAGUUCACUAUGAGGCCAUUAAAAUAAUUAAGGAAAGUAUGUCUAUACCUAUAGUUGCUAACGGAGACAUCAGAAGCUUAAAAGAAGCAGAAAAUGUGUGGCAUAUUACUGGGACAGAUGGUGUGAUGGUUGCAAGAGGACUCUUAGCAAACCCGGCCAUGUUUGCUGGAUAUGAGGAAACCCCACUGAAAUGCAUCUGGGACUGGGUUGACAUUGCUCUUGAACUUGGAACUCCUUAUAUGUGUUUCCAUCAACAUUUAAUGUAUAUGAUGGAAAAGAUAACUUCAAGGCAGGAAAAAAGAAUAUUCAAUGCUUUGUCAAGCACAUCAGCAGUCUUAGAUUAUCUUACAGACCAUUAUGGGAUUGACCGGACUUCCUGAAUUAUUUUCUUUCUGCAGUGAAACCAUCGAAGGUCACAUCUUGGUUUUUACUUUGAAUCAGUGACUCUAAAACAUUAAUAUAAAAACAAUUCCCUGACAGAAUUUUUAAAAAUCACUCCUGGACCACAUCCUCAGAGAUAGAUUCUGGUUCAGUAGAUCUCUAGGGUAGACCCAAAUUUUAAUUUUAAAAAAGAUCCUAGGUGUUUCAAACAUUGACGGACCUUGCUCUGAAUCCUAUUAUGAAUUAAAAUGUGAGAAUUUUUUUCCUAAAGGAAUCACGUUUUUAACAUCUUUAAAUAAAUAAAACUUUUUUUAAUACUAAAAAUAUGGCUUAUAUGGUAUCUGUUAGUUAACAUGAAGUGUUUUAAAUGAAAAUCAGUGCAGAAACAGCAAAUGCCAACAUCUAUAUGAAAUGAAAAGGAAAAAAAUUCUGUAUAGAAUUGCUUUCAGGGCUUAAAUUCAAAGUUUGGUUGGAAAAUUAAACUGCUACUUCCUAAUUCAUGAAUUACACACCUUAUGGUAUUUGUUUUAAAUUGUAUGUAACAAAUUAAUUAGAUGUGAUGUUUUCUGUAAUUUAAAACUAAGGGAGACUUUCCUGGUGAUCCAGUAGUUAAUACUCCUUCCAGUGCAUGGAGGUGCAGGUUCAAUUCCUGGUUGAGAGCCAAGAUCUCACCCUUUAAUGCCUCGCAGCCAUUAAAACCCCGAAUGAUCUACAUCAAAAAUAAAAAAUCUUUAUUAAAAAAA